CUUUCAGUGACCGCUCUUUUCUUGUGGUCUCUCUUCAUCUUGUCGUAAUAUUGCUGUUUCGCGGUCCCUUAUCAUGGACGGAACAGGAUCUGUUGAGUCGCAGUGGCUUACUCAACUGGCUGCUAUGCGGCAGGCCAUUGCCGAGCUGAAGCUUCCCAAAGACCCCGCCAAAGAGAACCUUGGGUAUGGUAGCGAUUUAGAUCUGGAUUUUGACGAGGACUAUUCUUCACCUGGGACAGUUGAUGAUAUCUGGGAUGUCAUUAGCUCCGACUAUGAGUCUAGUGCUGAUUACGAGGAGUUCGAUAAUGGUUUCGCCUUUCCCUCAGCGUUGUCGUACGACCAGUCUUGGCUGGAGCAGAAAUGCCAGAGCCUAACCUCUCAGAAACCCGGGCUGAAUGCGAAAGAGUUAGCUCAGCAGAUUACUGCUGCACUAGCGACCGACAGCGGAGAUGACGAGCUGCAAAUGUCUCUGGCCGAGAUCGUUGGAUUUGAUGACCUGGACUUUGUGAUUGAGUUGAUCGCACACCGAGCGGAUCUUCUGAAGAGCGUAACCACCGGUCCAGUGGCACAAACUGACGGUCUCUUCUCGGGGAAACUUCGAACAAGGGCGGAACGGGAACAGGCGUUACGGCAGCAGGACUUCGAACACAAGCAUGCCGCGUUGUUGCCGGCACAAACGAGACAGGAGCCACAGUAUCCCCAUGUCUUCAAGACCCACGACUCUAGAAAUGUACUUUCAUUUAGUGGAAAGAAGUUUGGGCUGCCACUGGGCAGCAAGCAAAUUGAUGAACAGAAGUACACCGAGGUGGAGGUCCCUGCGUCUAAGGUAGGCACUUUACGGCCCACGCAGAAGCUGGUGGAAAUAUCUUCACUCGAUGGACUAUGUCAAGGUACCUUCAAGGGUUACAAGACACUGAACCGGAUGCAAAGCUUGCUGUAUGAAGUUGCUUACAAAACAAGCGAAAACAUGCUAAUUUGUGCUCCUACUGGUGCCGGUAAAACCGACGCCGCUAUGUUGACUAUUCUGAAUACUAUUGGCAAAAAUACUACCCCAAACCCUAUUGAACAACCGGAAGCAACAGAGUUUGCGGUUCGGAUAGAGGAUUUCAAGAUUGUUUAUGUGGCUCCCAUGAAAGCGCUGGCUGCUGAAGUCACUGAAAAGCUUGGGAAGCGGUUGGCCUGGCUCGGGAUCCAGGUCCGUGAACUAACUGGUGAUAUGCAACUGACAAAGCGAGAGAUUGUGGACACCCAGAUUAUCGUUACUACCCCUGAAAAAUGGGACGUGGUGACACGGAAGAGCACCGGGGACACCGAACUUGUACAGAAAGUGCGCUUACUGAUCAUUGAUGAGGUUCAUAUGCUUCAUGACGAACGUGGUGCGGUUAUCGAAUCAUUGGUGGCCCGUACCCAGCGCCAGGUCGAAAGUACGCAAUCGCUCAUCCGCAUCGUUGGUCUUUCUGCCACUCUGCCCAACUAUAUUGAUGUCGCCGAUUUCCUUAAGGUGAAUAAGAUGGCUGGGCUGUUCUACUUCGACAGUUCGUUCCGACCUGUACCUCUUGAGCAACACUUCAUUGGGGUUAAAGGGAAAGUCGGCUCUAAACAAUCUCGCGAGAACCUUGAUGUCGUGUCUUACGAGAAAGUGCGUGAUAUGCUUGAAAGAGGACAUCAGGUCAUGGUCUUCGUGCAUUCGCGGAAAGAUACUGUCCUGACCGCCCGAAUGCUGAAACAGAUGGCUGCUGACGAAGGCUGCGAGAAUCUGUUCAGUUGCCAAGACAAUGAAAACUAUUCAAACGCGCUCAAAGAUAUGAAACAUGCUCGUGCUCGCGAGUUGCGGGAUCUUUUCGCCAGUGGUUUUGGAACCCAUCAUGCUGGAAUGAGCCGGAGCGAUCGCAACUUGAUGGAACGUUUGUUCUCCGAAGGUCUAAUCAAAGUCCUUUGCUGUACGGCCACAUUGGCGUGGGGUGUCAAUCUUCCUGCUGCAGCGGUCGUUAUCAAGGGUACCCAGUUGUACAAUCCACAGGAGGGAAAGUUCGUCGACCUUGGUAUUCUCGAUGUCCUCCAGAUCUUUGGUCGUGCUGGUCGUCCCCAAUUCCAGGAUACCGGUAUUGGGUUCAUUUGUACCACACAUGAUAAACUGACGCACUAUCUAUCUGCGGUGACGUCUCAGCAGCCUAUUGAGUCUCGUUUCUCCAGUCGACUUGUAGACAAUCUAAAUGCCGAGAUCUCUCUUGGCACAGUCACCUCCGUCCCGGAAGCUGUACAGUGGUUAGGAUAUUCUUACCUCUUUGUGCGCAUGAAGCGCGAGCCGCGGAAUUAUGGCAUUGAGUGGGCUGAAAUACGUGAUGAUCCCAUGUUGGUCCAGAGACGCCGUCAGCUAAUCAUCCAGGCUGCCCUCGUAUUGCAAAAGAGCCAAAUGAUCAUCUUUAACGAAAGGACAGAGGAACUCCGAGCAAAAGACGUUGGUCGUAUUGCAAGCCAGUACUACGUCUUGCAGACCAGUAUUGAGAUCUUCAACGAACUGAUGCGUGCCGAAUCGGGGGAAGCGGAUGUGCUGAAAAUGAUCAGUAUGAGUGGAGAAUUCGAUAACAUCCAGUCGAGAGAAAACGAGUCGAAAGAGCUGAAUAGGCUACGUGAAGAAGCCGUGCAAACAGAGAUAGAGGGUGGAAAUGACUCUCCUCAUGCGAAAACCAAUAUUCUGCUGCAGUCAUAUAUUUCGCGCGCUAAGGUUGAAGAUUUCGCCUUGGUUUCGGAUACAGGCUAUGUUGCACAAAACGCAGCUCGUAUCUGUCGCGCUCUAUUCAUGAUUGCCCUGAACCGACGUUGGGGUUAUCAAUGUCAGGUCCUGCUGUCAAUGUGCAAGUCCAUCGAAAAGCAGAUCUGGCCUUUCGAUCACCCGUUCCAUCAGUUUGAUCUGCCCCAACCCAUCCUGAGAAACUUAGAUGAGAGGCUGCCCAGCUCCUCCAUCGAAUCGAUGAGGGAUAUGGAUGUCGCAGAGAUAGGACAGCUAGUUCACAAUCAGAAAAUGGGGAAGACCCUAUCGAAAUUAUUGGACAACUUCCCAACCCUCAGUGUGGAGGCCGAAAUCGCACCUCUGAACCGUGACGUCCUACGCAUCCGCUUAUGUCUUUAUCCCGAGUACACUUGGAAUGAUAGGCAUCAUGGAGCUUCAGAAUCAUACUGGAUCUGGGUAGAGAAUUCAGAGACUUCGGAGAUCUACCAUCACGAGUAUUUCAUCCUCAGCCGGAAGAAACUCCAUGACGAACACGAGCUUAACUUCACCAUCCCGCUUUCAGAUCCAUUGCCAAGUCAGAUUUAUGUUCGUGCGAUAUCAGACCGAUGGCUAGGUGCUGAAACGGUGACUCCAGUAUCAUUCCAGCAUCUUAUACGUCCCGACACAGAGAGCGUUUACACAGACCUUCUCAACCUUCAACCACUGCCUAUCUCUGCCCUUAAGAAUCCCAUUCUCGAGGAACUUUAUGGACAGCGGUUCCAGUUUUUUAACCCAAUGCAAACCCAAAUUUUCCACCUACUCUAUCACACACCUGCCAACGUCCUCUUAGGCUCCCCUACUGGAAGUGGAAAGACUGUGGCUGCAGAGCUAGCAAUGUGGUGGGCUUUUAGAGAAAAGCCCGGGUCGAAGGUCGUGUACAUCGCACCGAUGAAAGCCCUCGUCCGCGAACGAGUCCACGACUGGAAAAAGCGCCUCACAGGACCUAUGGGCCUGAGACUGGUGGAGUUGACCGGUGAUAAUACUCCGGAUACGCGAACUAUUCGAGAUGCAGACAUCAUUAUCACAACGCCUGAAAAAUGGGAUGGUAUCUCUCGUAGUUGGCAGACCAGAGACUACGUCCGUAAGGUCAGCUUGGUGAUCAUUGAUGAGAUUCACUUGCUAGGCGGUGACCGAGGACCUAUUCUUGAGAUCAUUGUGUCUCGAAUGAAUUAUAUCGCGUCACAAUCUAAGGGAUCCGUUCGGUUGAUGGGCAUGUCUACUGCUUGUGCGAAUGCUACUGAUUUGGCAAAUUGGCUGGGUGUGAAAGAAGGACUAUACAACUUCCGACACUCCGUGCGUCCUGUGCCUCUUGAAAUUUACAUCGAUGGUUUUCCUGAGCAACGUGGAUUCUGUCCUCUCAUGCAGUCGAUGAACCGGCCAACUUUCCUUGCUAUUAAGAACCACUCUCCAGAAAAGCCAGUGAUUGUUUUCGUCGCUUCUCGUAGGCAAACCCGUUUAACUGCCAAGGACUUGAUCAAUUAUUGCGGAAUGGAAGAUAAUCCUCGCCGAUUUGUUCGCAUGUCGGAGGAGGAUCUGGAGUUAAACCUCGCGAGAGUCAAAGAUGAUGCAUUACGAGAGGCGCUCAGCUUCGGUAUUGGUCUGCAUCAUGCUGGUCUAGUGGAGUCUGAUCGUCAGCUAGCCGAGGAGCUUUUCGCAAACAAUAAGAUACAGAUUCUCGUCGCCACCAGUACACUCGCCUGGGGUGUUAACCUUCCAGCACACCUUGUAGUUGUCAAAGGAACUCAGUUCUUCGAUGCUAAGAUCGAGGGAUAUAGGGACAUGGAUUUAACCGACGUUCUACAGAUGCUGGGCCGUGCAGGCCGCCCGCAAUUUGACUCGUCCGGUAUUGCCCGGAUAUUUACCCAGGAUUCAAAGAAAGCUUUCUACAAGCAUUUCUUGCACACUGGUUUCCCGGUGGAGUCCACUUUGCACAAAGUCCUCGAUAACCAUUUGGGGGCUGAAGUUUCAGCGGGAACAGUCACAACCAAACAAGAUGCUCUCGACUACUUGACUUGGACAUUCUUCUUCCGCAGAUUGCAUAAGAACCCUUCGUACUAUGGCUUGGAAAUCUCGGCCGAAGAGCACAACACUAUGGCCGCUCAGACGAUAGCCCAAGAUUUCAUGAUUGAUCUGGUUGACAAAUCACUCGGUGAAUUAGCAGCAUCGUCAUGUGUUGUACUUGAUUCUGCGACAGGUGAAGUCGACCCGACACCUUUCGGCAAGGUCAUGAGUUACUACUACCUGUCUCAUAAGACAAUCCGGUACCUCAUGGCACAUUCAAAGCCUAAUCCUACAUUCCACGAUGCCCUGAGCUGGAUGUGUUCCGCGUCAGAAUUCGACGAGCUGCCUGUCCGACACAACGAAGAUCUCAUUAACGCAGAGUUGGCUCAGAAUCUACCUCUAUCUGUUGAGUCAAUGGGAGACCUGCCGCUGUGGGAUCCUCACGUGAAAGCGUUCUUGCUGCUUCAAGCGUACAUGUCGCGAAUCGAUCUUCCGAUUUCUGAUUAUGUCGGAGAUCAGACCUCUGUUCUGGACCAAGGUAUUCGUAUUUUGCAGGCGUCGAUCGAUGUUAUGGCCGAGCUGGGCUACCUAAAUGCUUGUCAGAUGCUGAUGUCCCUGCUCCAAUGCAUCAAGUCAGCUAGAUGGCCCGAAGAUUUCCCAUUGUCGAUCCUUCCAGGCGUGGGUGUCGCCGCCAAGCCAUCCAUCCUCCCAGGUUCCCUCACCGCGCUCUCAGCUCUACCUUCGCAUGCUGUAUCGUCUCUCUCCAAGGAACUACAGCUUUCUCCUCCCCAAACCGCCCAAUUCACCAAAGCUGCCUCGUAUCUGCCAAACGUGUCUGUAUCAGUCUUGAACGUCUCCUCAACUGGUAUUACCGUAUCCUUGUCCAGACGCAACCCCACAAUGGACCCAGAAUACAGAAUCUACGCGCCUCGAUUCCCUAAGCCACAGACAGAAGGCUACUUCUUGAUCGUAUGCAGCACAGCCUCAGACGGCAAAGACGGAGAGUUACUCGCGCUAAAGCGCAUCUCCUGGCCUUCCUUCGGCAAGCAGCGUACCCGCAACAACCGCAGCAACAAUGCUACCGGUUCCAGCAAGAAGUCCGGAGACAAGGGCAACAACCACCGGGACGGAUCUCCCCUCACAAUCCGGUCGUCUGUCAAAUUCCCAGACACAGCAGCUAGGAACGGUCUCAAUAUCAAGGUCAUCAGCGAUUCAUAUCCUGGAAUGGAAUGGGCUCUUCCUAACGUGGAUGUGGAUGGAGGAAGCCCUACGAAGCAGGUCUUACCGGAGUCGGCUAACUUCCCGGAAAAAAGUUGAGGUGGUCUUUUAUACAUGUACAUAUACAUGGAAAGAAA
Molecule: messenger RNA, 6126 nt
Organism: Aspergillus alliaceus
Lineage: Eukaryota; Fungi; Ascomycota; Eurotiomycetes; Eurotiales; Aspergillaceae
Product: RNA helicase SLH1
Exons: 1
Coding region: 74-6088 (2004 amino acids)
Molecular function (GO): ATP binding; ATP hydrolysis activity; nucleic acid binding
Source: RefSeq, a predicted model, not a curated record